Messenger RNA from Malania oleifera, 1893 nucleotides. RefSeq names its product adenine/guanine permease AZG2. Bases 18 to 1640 code for a protein of 540 amino acids. Gene Ontology annotation, biological process: transmembrane transport. Lineage: Eukaryota; Viridiplantae; Streptophyta; Magnoliopsida; Santalales; Ximeniaceae. The record is from RefSeq and is a predicted model, not a curated record. Gene Ontology annotation, cellular component: plasma membrane. The transcript has a single exon. Gene Ontology annotation, molecular function: purine nucleobase transmembrane transporter activity.
GAGAGAGAGAGAGAGAGAUGGGGGGUGAGUUCUGUGCAAGAGUUGGAACUGGGUGUUGCACAAAACUAGCAGGGACAUGGGCCAGGAUGGAGAAGGCCAUAAAUGACGCCGUGUCCAAAAGCGUGGUGGGCAAGUUCUUCAAGCUAGAAGCCCGAAAGAGCUGCUUCACAAAGGAACUCCGGGCCGGCACCGCCACCUUCCUCACCAUGGCUUACAUAAUCACCGUCAACGCCACCAUCCUCACCGAUUCCGGCGGCACGUGCUCUGCCUCCGACUGCUCCCCUCCUGGCAGCCCGGACUGCGUGCUCAAGCCCAACCCCGGCUACCAAAAGUGCUUAGAUAAGACCAAGAGUGACCUCAUUGUAGCCACAGCUUUGUCCUCCAUGAUCGGGUCUUUUGCCAUGGGAAUUUUGGCCAACCUUCCUUUGGGCCUGGCUCCCGGAAUGGGCUCCAACGCUUACCUGGCCUACGACUUGGUGGGCUUCCACGGAACCGGUCCCAUGUCGUACCAAACCGCCCUCGCCGUGGUCCUGAUCGAGGGCUGUGCGUUUCUCCUAAUAGCAGCUUUUGGACUUCGAGCAAAGCUUGCUCGGCUCAUCCCCGGCCCGGUUCGGCUUGCUUGCGCAGCAGGAAUUGGGCUCUUCAUUGCGUUUGUGGGCCUUCAGGCCCACCAGGGUGUUGGCCUAGUGGGCCCCGACACGUCCACGCUGCUGACACUCGCUGCGUGUACCAAAACUGACCCGGUGACCGGCGCGUGUACCAGCGGGAAAAUGAGGAGCCCGACAUUCUGGUUGGGCUUUGUCGGCUUCCUAGUAAUGUCUUAUGGGCUGAUGAAGAACGUCAAGGGAAGCAUGAUUUAUGGUAUUCUAUUCGUGACACUGAUUUCUUGGAUUAGGAACACUUCUGUUACAUAUUUUCCCAACACCCCACUUGGUGAUGAAAAUUACAAUUACUUCAAGAAAGUGGUAGAUUUCCACCACAUCAAGUCCACAGCUGGUGCAAUCAGCUUCACCCAUUUCAACAGGAGUGAGGUUUGGGUUGCCCUGGUGACCCUACUGUAUGUUGAUGUGCUUGCCACCACAGGAACGUUGUACACCAUGGCCGAGAUGGGAGGGUUCCUAGAUGAUCAGGGGAGUUUUGAGGGGGAAUACACGGCGUACAUGGUUGAUGCCGGGGCCACGGUGGUGGGAGCCGCCCUAGGGGUGUCCCCGAUCGCAACGUACGUCGAGUCCUCAGCCGGGAUCAGGGAGGGGGGUCGAACAGGGUUGACUGCCGUGAUUGUUGGGGUGUACUUCUUCUUGUCCUUGUUUAUAGUUCCCCUGUUGGCCAGUGUUCCGCCAUGGGCCACAGGCCCAUCACUGGUCAUGGUGGGGGUGUUGAUGAUGAAGGUGGUGAAGGACAUAGAGUGGGAAAAUAUGAAGGCAGCAGUCCCUGCUUUUGUGACCAUACUUCUUAUGCCACUCACCUAUUCUAUAACAAAUGGGAUUAUUGGUGGGAUAGGGCUGUACAUUGCUCUUAGCUUGUAUGACUUCAUUAAGGAGAGGAUAAGGUGGUCGAUUGAGAUGAGAAGGAUGGUCAUCAAGGAACAAAACCAAGUGUCUGCUACCUCUGGUGCAGACACAGCCACUGAAUUAAUAUAAUAAUAGUGGCCUAGCGUAGUAGCUAAAUGUAAUAUAUAGUAUGUGAUUUUGAAAGCCUUUUAAUAUGAUGGCUGAUUUUUUUUUUCCCUUUUUUUUCUGGGUAGGUGAUGCUUUUGUUUGUAGAUUUUAUGUCAGGAAAUAUUAUGGAUAUUAGAUAUAGACAUAGAUAGACCUAUGUUUAUGAUCUCAUCAGCUCCAAGUUGGGUAUUGAGUGCAUUGUUUAAUAGCUUAUGCUAGAUUUCGUUAUGCAGAA